Molecule: messenger RNA, 1434 nt
Organism: Scheffersomyces stipitis CBS 6054
Lineage: Eukaryota; Fungi; Ascomycota; Pichiomycetes; Serinales; Debaryomycetaceae
Gene: RHK1
Product: dolichyl-P-Man:Man(5)GlcNAc(2)-PP-dolichol alpha-1,3-mannosyltransferase
Exons: 1
Coding region: 1-1434 (477 amino acids)
Cellular component (GO): endoplasmic reticulum
Molecular function (GO): dol-P-Man:Man(5)GlcNAc(2)-PP-Dol alpha-1,3-mannosyltransferase activity
Source: RefSeq, a predicted model, not a curated record
AUGUCGGAACCAGAAUCUCUGGUGGCAAAUAACGACGGAGAAAGUACCCAAGCUCCUCAAUUAGCAGAAUUAACUUUGAAAAAUGUUCUUGGAGAUAUUGUAAAUGGAGUUCACUUCAUAAUCUUUGACCCUUUAGGUAAUAGAUUCGUGGUACCAGUGAUCAUUCUCCUUACUUCAAUUAUCACAAAAGUUAUCAUCACCAAAGUUCCAUACACUGAAAUCGACUUUGUCACCUAUAUGCAACAGAUCCAGUUGGUCAACCAGGGUGAAAUUGAUUACGCCGAAAUAUCGGGUGAUACUGGACCUAUAGUGUACCCAGCUGGGUUUGUCCAGAUCUACCAAUGGUUAUAUUCUCAAACCAAUGGUGGAGCCGAUAUUGCUACUGGACAGUCUAUUUUUGGCUACUUGAUGACUGCCACAGUUGUUUUUGUAUGUGUAGCCUAUACAAUGAGUCCGACUACGAAGCCAUGGGUAUUAUUCCUUUUGCUAGGAAGUAAGAGGUUGUAUUCCAUUUACGUUUUGAGACUAUUUAACGAUUGCUUCACAACAGCAGCUAUGGUUGGUGUUACAGUCUUCUUGCAACAGGGAUCGUACUGGUACUCUACCAGCUCGUUUAUAAGCUUCCUUUUCGCUAUUGUAGGUGCUGAUUUGUUCAGUAUUGCUAUCUCCAUUAAGAUGAAUGCCUUAUUGUAUCUUCCUGCCGUGGUAAUAAUUGCUUACUUCUUGGUGGGUGAGAAUAUCUUAUUGUUUGCUAUUGUGCUUGCUAUCGUGCCUUUAGUUCAAAUUCUUGUCGGAUGGAAGUUCUUGUUGCCAUUGUUUGAUGAUGAAGCAGCCAGCCAGAUCAGAUGGAACUAUAUCAACAACGCGUUCAACUUCGGGAGAAAGUUUUUGUUCAAAUGGACCGUGAAUUGGAGGUUUAUCGGUGAAGAGACUUUCUUGAGCGAUAAAUUCUCUAUUCUCUUGAUGGGUGGACAUAUUGUAGUUUUGUUGUUUUUCAUCUUUACGAGAUUCUUGAACUCAAAGGUGACGGGUAAAUCCAUCUGGCAGUUAAUCAAAGAUGCUUUCAAGCCCUCUUCAACUAUCAGUUCCAACAAUAAGUUGAUUGACUACAAUGUCGGUCCAAAAUUGAUCUUGUUGAUCUUGGCGACUACAAAUGUUAUUGGAGUGUUAUUUUCUAGAUCGCUUCACUACCAAUUUUUAUCGUGGUACUGUUGGCAACUCCCUUUCUUGUUGCAUCUGACCGGAUGGAACUUUAUAGUCUGUUUGGUGUUGUGGGGAGCACAUGAAUGGACCUGGAACGUAUAUCCAUCCACGGUAGCGAGCUCUCUAGUUUUGGUAGGCAUUUUGUCUUCGGUUCUUGUUGGAACGUGGAGAAACGAAGCCGUAUGGUUUGAAGAGAAUAAUGUUGUUGAUGAUGAGAAGAAAAAUGAAUAG